AAGGCGAGCCUAAAGGACAAGAUGUUCCCCAGUCCUUCCAAAGCUCCAUUGGCCAAAGGGAAAGACCAGUCUCCUGGGCCAGAAGAUGGCGCGGAGGCGAGCCCCGGCAAGGUCGCUAAGAGCUGGAGCUUUACGGAGAAGAACCGAGGGCCCAGGCAUUCUCUCAGAGUCCGAGGCAGCGCCUCACGCCAAAACUCAGAGGCAAUUGAAGGUUUAAUAAAGUCAAGCUUUCCAGGAGAGGACGUUGGCGACGACAAGAGUUGUCACUGUGAGUUUCUCGCUCAAGAAUUGCCGCCAGGGUUAAGGGUUGCGAUACGAGCAAUAUGCAUCAUGACCUUCCUGGUGUCAAAGAGAAGAUUCAAAGAGAGCCUACGACCGUACGAUGUCAUGGAUGUGAUCGAGCAGUACUCUGCAGGUCACUUGGACAUGUUGACCCGAAUCAAGAACCUACAAUCCAGGAUAGAUAUGGUUGUUGGGGCCCCUCCCCCAUCAACACCUCGCCAUAAGAAGUCCACUGAAAGUCCUAGAGUUGACCAAAUAGUGGGAAAAGGUUCAAAAGGUGAGGCAGAUGCUGCGGAGGACACAAGCAUGAUGGGACGUCUGGUCAAAGUUGAGAAACAGGUGGUCUGCAUGGACAGAAAGCUGGAUUUUCUGGUCCAUGUAUAUAUUCAGCGCAUGGGCAUCCCUCGCUCUGAGACAGAGGCCUUUUUUAACUCCAAAGAACUAUAUCCGGUGCCACCUUACCACAGCCCAGUGGAGAGCAAGCAGAAGGAGGAGAUGGUCAAGGAGGAACGGGAGAUGGACUUCUUGUGCACUGAAGGGUCUUUAGAGCCUAAAGAGCCUUUGUCGGAUGCGCAUGUGUCGGGAUCAGUGGCUUCCCCGUCUGGUAGUCACAGUCGCCCUUCUACCUCGUGGCAGCAUCAGCUGCAGCACCCUGUCAGCCAGCCGGCCUGGAACAGCAGCGUGGCCAAUACCCCUUCGCCCGUCGGCGGCAGCGAUUCUCCUAGACUGUUCCGCCUUCCCCCUCCGCCCGCUCCACCCCACGACCCUUCAAGCCAAGAGAGCGGCUCCCUCAGCAGGAGACGUCACCGGAGGCAGAGGCGUCGUCCGCAGGACGCCACCAAUGCUGGGAGCGACACGUCCCUCUCCAUUCCGUCCGUGGACCAUGAGGAGCUGGAGCGCUCCUUCAGUGGCUUCAGCAUCUCUCAGGCCAAGGAGGAUUUUUUCGGGGCGUCUUUUUUUCCAGGCUCCGGUGGCGGCGGAGGAGGGUCUACAGCGGGGACAGAAGCCGGAGCCCCAGCGCCACUCUGUGCCAAGUUGAGGCCAUUCCUCGCGGAAGGCGAAUCCGACACAGACUCGGACCUCUACGCUCCCUCGCCCUUGUCCUUCUCUGGCGAGGCCUCCUGUGGAGAGAAAGGAUGGCCCGGACUCAAGUAGCUUUGCCCACCCCCCGGCCUGCUUGGCAAAGACGCCAAAAUGGUCAUGUGACCUAGAAGCCAAUGUUGCUCAUCAUUUUGAUUCAAUGAUUUUUGAUUCAAUGAUUUAAUACUGAACAUGGACACAAUUUGACCUCAGAGCACUGUCUGGGAUGUACUAUAACACGAUAAGCAAUGCUUUAAUACAGAGGGAUCAUACUCAUUUUUGUCAUGGGCCACGUCAGAGUUAUGGUUUCGCUUGGAGAGCCAUGAUGACUGUGAACCCAUACAAAUGUAGAUCACAUAUCACAUAGACACACAGGGCUGGACUGCCACCAAAGAACCGGCCCUUGUGUCUUGGCUUAGAGCGGCCCACGUACGCACACGUACGCGCGCCCUGUAACGCGUGGUGCUGCGAGCUGAGGUGGCAGGCACUAGCCAUGGACAUGUGCUGUUGGAUAGCUAAAGACUUCUAGAUUUUCACAGGUACUUGUUUCAUUGGUAGCAAAAAGCAAGCUUUACCAUGCUUUACUUGAGAGGGAGCCAAGUAACCAAUUGACAUAAUAAAGAGGCGCCACCAUGUGGCGUGAUACCAUACUACCAUAAAUGACUGUUGCAGCACGUGUAUGUAAACAUACACACUUGUGCACGUUCGUGAUUGACAAGUGAAGCUUCAUAAAGCACUUGGGAUAGUUUUUGACUCCUCUAGAUGGCACUCUUGGUUUAAAGAUGCAGUGGAAUUUUAAUACAUUUCCAUUGCACUAACCAUUAUAUUCAAACAAAGAGCACCAUCUUGAGGAGUCAAAAACUAUCAACUAUCAAGUGCUUCAUGAAGCUUCCUUUUCACAUCACGAGACUGCACUUACAACCAUGACUGUGGAUUGUAUGAUAAACGAUAACUUCUCAGCCAUGUUCUUUGCUUAUUAUGGCGUGAAAAUAAUGGAACUAUUCUGAAGACAGAUUCUUAUAAAAUUUGUAUUCAGACAUCACUUCUGACAACACCUGCCUACCACAUAGUACCCCCACUGAUGUUGAUUGGCUCACUUUGCACCCUACAUUGUAAAUUUUUUUUCUGUUCAAUCAAACACCUACGCUCAAACCCCACGUAUACACAUUGUAGCAAGGAGGAACACAAUACUUUCCAGGACAAAUAAUUAAAAGAUAAGAUAGAGGAGGAUUACA
Messenger RNA from Hippocampus comes (tiger tail seahorse), 2597 nucleotides. Its product is annotated as potassium voltage-gated channel subfamily KQT member 2-like. Gene Ontology annotation, biological process: potassium ion transmembrane transport. The coding region runs from base 22 to 1437 and encodes 471 amino acids. Gene Ontology annotation, molecular function: voltage-gated potassium channel activity. The transcript has 7 exons. The record is from RefSeq and is a predicted model, not a curated record. Lineage: Eukaryota; Metazoa; Chordata; Actinopteri; Syngnathiformes; Syngnathidae. Gene Ontology annotation, cellular component: voltage-gated potassium channel complex; membrane.